UUAAAUUACAGCAUUUAUUUAAAUAGAAAUAUUUUGUAACAUUCUAAAUGCCUUUACUGUCAAAGAGUAUAGAGAUCUUCUCUUUGUACAGAUGUAGUAAGGUCAUGGCAGGCAGUUGUGGUAAAGCCCUCAGUGUUUGUCCGGUCGGGGUCAUCGGCUGAGCUGACCUGCACGUAUGAUACACAUGCCUCAGAGGGCUUCAACCCUGGAGUGGCGUUACACAGCUCCAGGAACUCCUGCCUUCCAAGCCAAGAGGGUGAGAAGAACUGCUGUAUUCAGAGUCAGUUACAAUAAACCACCACAUCUACUGACCUCAAUGUCCUGUUUGACACAGGUGCUGUACUACAAUGGGAGGCUGUACUGGGUCAACUCUUGGGAAGGUAGGAUGGCUCUCGUGCAGAACCCUCCAGUGUCAGGUGUCGCUUCUGUCAGGAUCAUCAGUGCUGAAACAUCUGAUACUGGGCUGUAUAUAUGUGAAGUCACCAACCCGAACGACUGGUCUGGCAGUGGACAAGGUCUGAUCAACCUCACUGUGCUAAGUAAGAUGGCCUAUACAUCAUGGGUUUUCAACAGAACCCAAAUAUAUCACUCCUCCGUCUCUGUGCCAGUAUGUCAGCUGCAGGGAAACCCCUACACGGGGAAUGAUGUGACUCUGAGUUGUCAUUCCUCUCAUGGUCUCCCCACACCGAUCUAUUCAUGGCACAGAGAGCCGAACGCAGCCCCUCUGCCGCCAGACAGUUUUAUUGAAGAUCAGCGCACCGGUUCUCUGAUGUUGCACAACCUGUCUGAAGCCUUUGCUGGUACCUACACAUGUAAAGCGUCUAAUGAACUCGGUCAGGCAGCGUGCAGCGUAACCCUCAGAAUGACCUAUGGAGGAACCGCAGCUGUGAUUGGCGGAGUGUUGAUGGGAAUCUUUCUCGUUCUGCUGUUGAUUGGGGUAACGGUCACCUUUGUCACCUGGAACAGGAAGAAGCACAUCCAGAAAACAUAUGCAAAUGAGCAGAGUCAGGUGAAAAACAAUUCAGCACUUCAACCGCAGAGCGGAGGGAACCUACUACCCAUUCAGUCGGGUACUGAAGACCAAUCAGACUUCAAAGUGUCUGGCUUUAGUCCAGUUGUUUAGUCUCAUCAGAUGCUUCUUUGGCAUUUGUCUCUGCUGGUUUAAUCUCUGAGCUUACAAUAAAUAUACACUUUUUAA
Molecule: messenger RNA, 1198 nt
Organism: Cyprinus carpio (common carp)
Lineage: Eukaryota; Metazoa; Chordata; Actinopteri; Cypriniformes; Cyprinidae
Product: V-set and immunoglobulin domain-containing protein 2-like
Exons: 5
Coding region: 176-1123 (315 amino acids)
Source: RefSeq, a predicted model, not a curated record